ACAUCUAGGGUUUUAGACCCAAGAACUAUCAAAAACCCUGAAUAUGGCGACUCGUGUUCUCGUUCGCUCUCUCAUCUCCACAGCUAAUCAAACCUUAAUCUCUCGUUUCUAUACCAUCAGUUCCUCCUCCUCUAUUCUCCGCAUCCGCCCUCUUGUGGCUGUUGCCAACAAUCUCCGCCACGUCUCACUGGUUGCUACCGGGAUCCGUCCUUUUUCUACGAGUCUGACCAGAUCUUCUCUAAACGACUCGAAUCCUAAUUGGUCUAAUCGUCCCCCUAAGGAGACAAUCCUUCUUGAUGGCUGCGAUUUUGAACACUGGCUUGUUGUGGUUGACAAGCCUGAAGGCGAGCCUUCUAGAGAUGAGAUCAUUGACUCCUACAUCAAUACCUUAGCGAAAGUCAUUGGAAGCUAUGACGAAGCAAGAAUGAAGAUUUAUUCAGUUUCAACUAGAUGCUAUUAUGCUUUUGGAGCCCUUGUGCCUGAAGAAGACUCCUAUAAAUUAAAAGAGUUACCUGGUGUCCGUUGGGUGCUUCCUGAUUCAUAUUUGGAUGUCAAAAACAAAGAUUAUGGAGGGGAACCAUUUAUUGAUGGAAAGGCUGUUCCAUAUGAUCCAAAGUAUCAUGAGGAGUGGAUCAGAAACAAUUCUAAAGCUAAUGAAAGGAAUAGAAGAAAUGAUAGGCCUCGUAACUUUGAUAGGUCAAGAAACUUUGAUAGGAGAAGAGAAAACAUGCAGAACAACCGCCUACCACCCGGUGGGUCCAUGGGAGGAGCACCACCAUCACCACCACCGCCCCAUGGUGGUGGUGGUGGUGGUCAGUCUAAUUGGGGUCCUCCUCGUCCAAGUUACAACGGAGGACCACCAAACAUGGGUGGUGGGAUGCCGCCACCAAACAUGGGCGGACAAAAUUACCAGCAGCAGCCAAGGUAUGGAGGAGCAAAUGGCGGAGGUAUGGGUUAUCAAUCUGGAUCAGGGCCAAAUGUAGGUGGUGGAAACGCGUAUCAGAGUGAGGGUAUUCCUGGAAGAGACAUGCCUAUUUCACAGAACUAUCAGUGAGCAUAUAGUAGAUAUAUUGGAAUCUAAUUCAAUUUUGUUUUAAUUAAGUAGAAGACAUGUCUAGUAGUUCAUAAGAGGGUUAUAUUAUUGUGGUUUUAGUGCUUUUGAGAAUCAUACGUUGCUUAACUUAUUAUGUAUAGCUUUGUUCACCACUAAAGUUUUGUUGGUUUUGUUGAUCUUGCAUCUAUGUGUUUUCAAAUGGUG
Molecule: messenger RNA, 1258 nt
Organism: Lactuca saligna
Lineage: Eukaryota; Viridiplantae; Streptophyta; Magnoliopsida; Asterales; Asteraceae
Source: the annotation of a GenBank genome assembly